AUGACACAGAAAAACAGCUCCGUCCAUUCAAAUGGCGAGUCGUCCAACGGCAGAGCGAGCGACCACGCCAUCAAGUCCGAUGCCAGCAAUGGCAGUAGCAACGGUCACCGCAACGGCAAAGCUGCCACCUCGCUGGCUGACGACUAUGCAGAUGCACAGGCCUUCGCCCCCCUCUUUCCAGGAAGCUCGAUCGAUCGAAGGGAGCUCGUCAAGCUCACGCUCCAAUCCUUGCGCGAAAUGGGCUUUGAUUCGGCAGCCAAGACGCUCGAAGCCGAAUCUGGCGUCGCACUCGAGCACCCUUCCAUCACCGCUUUCCGCACCGCUGUGCUCGGCGGCGACUGGAGGAACGCCGAGAGACUCCUCAUCGAUGGUCUGACCUAUGCAGCAAGACGAAUUCAAGCCUCGCGCAGCUCGAGUGGCGCCAGCCUUGGUGCUUCGUCGCUCGAUGUACCUGCUUCCUCCUCCGCAGCCAUUAUUGAGUCGUCCAAUCAAGAUCUCAUCGACUCAGUGCUACGCAGACCCGACCUCGUCAGCCUCCGCUCGAUCCGCUUCAUGUUGCAAAAGCAGCGGUACCUCGAACUUCUUGAGGCGCGCCAGACAAAGAAAGCCCUCAACGUACUACGCGAAAAGCUCACACCGCUCAGUCACGACACUUCGCAGCUCCAUCUUCUGUCUAGUCUGGUCAUCUCGGCGUCGCCCGAACAGCUCCAUGCUCGCGCUGGCUGGGAUGGUGCAGAAGGCGAUUCGCGCCGUCUGCUCAUGGUCGAAAUCGAGUCGGCUGUAUCCCCGCUUGUCAUGAUCCCAAGUCGGCGUCUACCUCAGCUGCUCGAGCAAGCGCAGAGCUAUCAGAAACAACAGGACCCCUUCUUCAACUUGCCCCACGGCUCUCACUUUUCGCUCUUGACCGACCAUCGAUCGGAUCGAUCCGUGUUUCCCUCGCAUAUUUCGCGCACCAUCCAUGACCACCACGACGAAGUGUGGUGCUUGCAGUUUUCGCACGACGGCACAAAGCUCGCGACAGCAGGCGCCGACAAGACCAUCCUCAUCUGGAGCGUACAGGACGACUACAAGCUGCUGCAGAAGUUUGUUCCGCUCUCCGACAAUAUCUCGUCCGUCUCUUGGUCGCCAGACGACAAGAGGCUCUUGGUGACGUCGGAAAUUGACGUGACGCUCUGCAAGCUCGAGCAGGGAAGCAUGACCACGCUUCGUGAGCACACCUACACCGUCGCUACGGCCACCUGGCUAGCCGACGGCUCUGGCUUCAUCACAGGAGGUAUGGACGGCAAGAUCAUAUGGUGGGACUCGGAAGGAUUCGUGCUGCACAAGCAGAGCACUUCGCCGUUCCGUGUCCUCUCCGUUGCGGCUUCGCCUGAUGGUGCGCACCUGAUCGCUUUGAGCGCCCGCCAAGUCGCGACACCAGGCCUUGCUUCGUCCACAAGUCGCGGUCAUACCAGCUCGUCCACGGCAUUGAGCACCUCGACUGCUUCCGAUCAGCUGAGCGACAGCUCAUCUCCAUCGACAGCGUCUACCGGCUUCGGGCAUGAUCGAUCCGAUUUCGACUCACCAGCCGAUCUGGGCGGCGGCUCGCGUACCAUGGGCACAGAACGGUACCGCAUCCACUUUAUCAACCUGCGCACGCGCGAGGAGCUCGGCUCGAUCUAUCUGCGCGAGGAACUCGUAAGUCUGGCGGUCAGCGGUGACUCGCAGUACGCGCUCAUCAGUGUGCGCCCUAGCGAACUGCAGAUGUGGGACAUUGAACGCCAGUGCUUGGUGCGGCGCUUCAACGGGCACAAGAUCAGUAAACACGUCAUUGGCUGCGGAUUCGGAGGCAUCGACGAAAACUUUGUCGUCUCUGGAAGCGAGGACUCCAGAGUCUACAUCUGGCAUCGCGCCAGCGGUCGUCUAAUCGAGACUCUAAUCGGACACGAUGCUGGUACCGUCAAUGCGGUAGCUUGGCAUCCCACGGACGCUCUCACUGUGGCGUCGUGUGGAGACGAUCAUACAGUCCGCAUUUGGCGACCGGGAGGAAAGGUGCCAGCGACGCCUGCGUAUCCAGUCGAAGCGCCACCAAAGUCAGACGAUUCCGAGAUGAACGGAGCGGCCAACCCGUUUCCCUGGAGCUUCUCUGAUCCGUCAAGCGCCGGCGAGGUCGACAUGAUGCGCUCCAUCCACGAAGCCAUGGACGAGGGAGGAGACGAAGAUGGCGAAGGCCAUUCGCCAUCAUCUGCGUUCUGA
Pseudozyma hubeiensis SY62 is the source of this 2235-nucleotide messenger RNA. RefSeq lists its product as hypothetical. NCBI's taxonomy places the organism in Eukaryota, Fungi, Basidiomycota, Ustilaginomycetes, Ustilaginales, Ustilaginaceae. The coding region runs from base 1 to 2235 and encodes 744 amino acids. Gene Ontology annotation, biological process: proteasome-mediated ubiquitin-dependent protein catabolic process. The transcript has a single exon. Gene Ontology annotation, molecular function: protein binding. Gene Ontology annotation, cellular component: GID complex. The record is from RefSeq and is a predicted model, not a curated record.